This is a messenger RNA of Mobula hypostoma (lesser devil ray), 3406 nucleotides long. RefSeq names its product transmembrane protein 60-like. The transcript has a single exon. NCBI's taxonomy places the organism in Eukaryota, Metazoa, Chordata, Chondrichthyes, Myliobatiformes, Myliobatidae. The coding region runs from base 484 to 882 and encodes 132 amino acids. The record is from RefSeq and is a predicted model, not a curated record.
UUACAGCAUAUAGGCGGAGCUCUGGUGUUAUUAAAGGGGCAUGAAUUGCUCUUUUUCAGCAAGAUAACGGGUUUGAAGGGAAAGCGAAAGCAAAUCAGACACGGACCGAAGCGAGGCAAAGCAAAGGAGCCAAGCGAAAGCGUUUGGAACGGGAUUUAAGCGGGCAGCUGAGCCGAAUGUUGGCCUGCUGGAAGCGGGCAGAGCUCCGAGAUCGCUGAUGGAAGGUUGUUUAGCCGAUUCUGAAUCGUAACAAGAAAGGCCGAGAAUGAACGCUCUACGUGAAUAAAGUCGGUAUUCUUCUAUCAAAGUAGUAACGUCAAUAAUAAAACGGACGUGCACGUGUUACAUCAAAAGAGCGAAUGGCGCAGUCGUAAAUUGAAAUGAAAUGCAAGUUAUUUUCAUAACGGAUUACCUUCGCAAGAGUUUCUUGAAAUAUUCUGAACAAACUAUUAAGUGGCGAGCAUUGUGGCUUCAUCUUCUUAGAUGAGAAUGUCAUUAGCGCAGAGGGUUCUGAUGACCUGGCUCUUCACCCUGCUUUUCCUAAUUGUGUUGGUGCUGAAACUGGACGAUAAAGCACCUUGGAACUGGUUCCUCAUCUUCAUUCCGCUCUGGAUUUUUGAUGCUAUUCUCUUAAUUAUGUUAAUUGUAAAGAUAAUAGGAAGAUGUAAAUCCGGCUACGAUAGGAAUGGUACCAACCUCAAGAAGGAGGUUUGGUACUUAUGUGCUAUGCUGCUUAAAUUAGGCUUUCAACUGGCGGUGUGCGCAAGAUUGGAGCAAUUUGCACAAAUGAAGCUCAGUUUUAUUUUUAUACCCCUUUGGCUGUUAAUAAUUGGAGCGAUUGUUGAUUUAGGGUACAAUACUUAUUCUAUGAGGCAAGAUUGAUGAAGACUAACGCAGGGUGAACUCUUCAUUUCCGGCCUAGAAACUGCUCCAUCGUGUGGCUGUUAAUUGAAAUAGCUGGAAUAGGAGCAAAAGGAAACCCGCGACAAUCGAGGCAUCCAACAAAAAACGGAAAGUGCUGGAAGAAAUUGACAGGGCCAGCAGCAUCUAUAGUUCGAUAAAAAGUAAUCGCCUCCGUUUCUCCUACAGGGACGUAGCUUGCCCUACAGAUUAUUCCCAGCAUUUACUGUUGGUACUGUCGCAUGGGGAAAUCGCGAUAUAUUCAUUCUUUUAUGUCAAAAUAACUCCAUAGGAUGCAAAUGUUAUUCCUUAUAACAAUCUCACCCGUGCAUUGUGAUGUCAUCGUGGUUAUUAAAGUAAAUGUGAAUGUUUUUAUAUAAACACCCUGUAAAUUAUUGACAGGUUGCCACCGCACCUGCUGUUUGUUCCAAGCAAAAGCCGUUUGUGUUUUAUGCAACUGAAAUUCUUCCUUUAACAUGUUAAGUUGAAAACAAACAGUAUAUUUACAUAAGCAUGAUAGUUCGGUUAUCUAGAAUACGUAUUUCCUUUUUAGGGACAUGCUGUAAUUAUAAGAUUCAGAUUGGCAUUCCUGCUACCUGCAAUUUUUAAGCUUUGAUUGUGUCAAUAAGACGGCCACAUAUAGCAAAAUCUAGAGAGACUGGAAAUCUUAAAGUAAAAAAAAUAUAGAAGAUGCUUAGGUCAACAGCAGCUGUUGUGUGGAGGAACAUUGUUAUUUUUCCUGGCUGAUGAUAGGAAAAAUGUGAGAAACCUGUUGCAAGGACACAGGCCACCUGCAAGCAAAUGAGCAGUUUAAAUUUGCAUUGUAGUCAGUACAGACAUCAUGGACAGAUACUGUAGUUCUGUUAUAAGUUGCAGAAAAAGUACAGGACUACUUGUGCCAUAUUUAGGAGUUGUAGCACAAUCUGCAUCUUCAGAGAGGGUAGCAACAUUGUUAUGUACAAGAUGGAUGUCAAUGUUGUGAACUUUAGGAAGCAAAUAAUUUCAGUUCAAGGGAAUCUACAUAUUUGCCAAUACAUAACUGCACACAUCUUUCUGAUUUUAAAACAAGAAAUUAUCUGACACUGCAUAUUUUGUAAAUAAAACAAGCAACCAUACUUGGAUUGUAAAAGUUGUAAUUACUGUCAACUAUUUAACAUGCACCAAUUAUUGCAGUUCAUGAAGUAAAAGCAAAAAAAUAGGUUUGCUGAUUACGGCACAUCAAGAAGAUACUUGCUUGUAUUACCAGCACUGCCAUGAGCCAAAUUUCAGAAGUGGCACUUGGGGAAGCACAAGUCCUAGCCAUGUAUAAAUGCUACAUUGUAAUGUCCAUGAAAGACCAUUUUCUCCCUAAAAUUGACAGUUUCACAUUAUGUGAGAACAUAAAAAUACAAAUAAUUUCUUGUUUUCAAAUACUGUACUUGGAACAACUUCCAGUAAUUAAAAAAAAUAUAAUGUAGAAGUGAUCACCGUUUUUCAAAUCACUUUUGUUAACAUUUCAGUUUGGCUUACAGCAAGACCUUCAACUGGGUUUCUUAAGAUGAUUGCACCAUUUUCACCAAUAUCAGAUUCAAAAAUGUUUCCACCUGACAUAUUCAAUUAUAUUGCUAUUUGGAACAUUGCAUAGCCAAAGAAAUAAAAUUGUUUUCAAUAACUCAACAACUUAACUGGAUUGAAGCAGGACUUUUCUAAAGUCUAUGAAUGGGGUAGCCUAUUCUGUUUGCUCCCCAUUUACUAACAUUAUGUCCAAUAGUGUACUCCCAUCCUGACCAUGUAUCACUUGAUUCACUUAAGAAUUAACAGUCUCCCUCUUCUUUGAGUAGCUCAAGUUUUUAGAUACUAUAAAACAUCUUCCUCAUCUUAAGUCUUGAAUGGACAACUGUUAUUCUGAGACAAUGCCUUCUGAUCUGAGACUCUACCACGUCAGGUAGAAAUCUCCCAGUAUUUACCGUCUUAAGUGUUCCAACAAUCUUUUUAUCAGCUUAUAUCUUGUGCUUUUAAAUACCAAUGAGUGCAGCCUAUUCAAUGUUUCCACAUUCUUUGAAGCAUCCUGGUGAACCUCAAAGGGUCAUUGUGCACAAAACUCUUAACGUGGCGUAACUAAUGCUUAGUACAAUCGUAGCACAAGACGUCCAUACGUCUAUAUUCCCAAGUCCUUGAAGUAAUAUUCUUAAAUGCCCUUUCAGAUAACAUGUCCUCUACACAAAACUUGAGUGUGCAUAAUGAUCAAGGCUACCAGAUUUCAUUCUUUGGAGAAAGCAAGAAAACCAGUAUUGUCAGAGUCAACAAAUACUGUAACUGAGCAGUUAAGUGUUCAAUAAAAUUGUUACAUUUGUACACUUUUCCCUGGUAUUUCUUUUGCAUUUAAAAUAAACAUUUCUCAAAAUGCUGAAACAAUUUGUGGUUCUGAUAAAAAUGUUUACUCUAUUUCUGCUGAAAUAACCUGACCUGUAGAGUAUUUCUUGCAUUUCAUGUUUUAACUCAAGAUCCUUUUUUAUGAUUUUGUUCG